AUGACCUACGAAGAGUUGGAGAACUUCCCCCUGCCUACUAUCCACCACUGCCAGACAGUGUUGAAUCAGACCAGGUAUCCAUCCGUCCUUCUGCUGGUGUGUCAAGACACUGAACAGCACAGACCCGACAUACACUUCUUCCACUGCGACGAGGUGGAGAUGGUCCAUGCAGACAUCGACAGCGCUCUGGGGGACAGCAAACAUGGGAAGAAGAUACGACCGCAGACCUUGAAGGUGAACCAGGAGAAGAUGAAGCACCACAGAGAAUCCAUCAUCCCCCCCUCUUCGGCCCCCAAGGGCUCGGCCCCCUCAGGCAAGGGCCGUGUGGCUGCCAUGAACAUGCAGGAUGAAAUCUCGCGUCUUGUGACGGACGGCCGCCCAACAACCUGCCCGCUUGACCCUAUUCCCUCCUCUCUUCUCCAGACCAUUUCCGGAGACCUUCUCCCUUACCUCACCUCGCUCAUCAACUCAUCCCUGACCGCUGACUACGUCCCUUCUGUCUUCAAGCCAGGUGGCGAAUCGCAUCUCUGCAUGUCUGGCAGACAUAUCAGUGUGGAUGACGGAUCACCACCUCAAGCUGAACCUCGGCAAGACGGAGCUGCUCUUCCUCCCGGGGAAGGACUGUCGUUCUCAACUAACAUCAAGGCGGUGGCCCGUUCUUAUGUGGAGAGGCGAGGUUCGGCCCAGCAGGACCCAGAGUCCCAUGAGAAGCUGGCUCAGCGCAUUGAGAAGGACGUGCAAAUCCUGAACUGUUCCCUGGAUGACAUAGAGUUCUUUGUGGCUCGGCUGCAGAAGGCUGCGGAGGCGUUCUCUCAGCUCAACCAGCGCAACAAGAGUAAGAAGAUGAAGAAGAAAGGCCCAGCAGAGGGAAUGCUGACCCUGAGAGCUAGGCCCCCCUCUGAGGCAGAGUUCAUUGAUAGCCUACAGAAACUUAAGCUGGCUUUCAACCUACUGGCCAAACUGAAGAAACACAUCCAGAACCCCAGCGCUUCUGAACUGGUGCACUUCCUCUUCGGCCCCCUGGACCUGGUGCUCCAGUCCUGUGGUAGCGUAGAGCUGCUCCCGCUCUGUGGUCUCCCUCACUUAUCCAGAGAUGCAGUAGACUUCCUGAGGGGUCAUCUGUCACCUAAAGAAAUGACCAUCUUUGAACUGCUGGGAGAUGGGUGGACAAGACCUAGGUACUGGAGAGUGUGUGUGUGUGUGUGUGUGUGUGUGUGGUUGCACAUGUGCUGAUAGAGGUAGAUGCGUGAAGGGGUAAGGUAACUAGACUAUACGAUAAACAGGGUAGCAGCAGCCUGUAUGUGAGUGGAUGUGUGUAGAGUCAGUAUAAAUGUAUGUGCAUAUUAUGUGUGAGUGAACAGAUGGUGGAAUGAGUGUGUGUGAGUGUGUAGGGCCGUGUGAGUGUGUGUGGCCCUGUGAG
This is a messenger RNA of Oncorhynchus nerka (sockeye salmon), 1420 nucleotides long. RefSeq names its product epidermal growth factor receptor kinase substrate 8-like protein 2. The transcript is spliced from 11 exons. The record is from RefSeq and is a predicted model, not a curated record. Gene Ontology annotation, biological process: positive regulation of ruffle assembly; Rho protein signal transduction; regulation of Rho protein signal transduction. Gene Ontology annotation, molecular function: actin binding. NCBI's taxonomy places the organism in Eukaryota, Metazoa, Chordata, Actinopteri, Salmoniformes, Salmonidae. Gene Ontology annotation, cellular component: ruffle membrane; vesicle; plasma membrane. The coding region runs from base 1 to 1233 and encodes 410 amino acids.